AUGAGGGCGCCGUGGAGGCCUCCGCUGGCGAGGGGCUGCAGCAGCUGCCGGUGGAAUUGUUGUCGGAGGUCUUCUCCCAUCUGGACACGGCGGAACAGACGCGUCUGCGCCCGGUGUGCGCCCUCUGGGACUCCGUCCUGCAGUCGGCCCCCCCUGGACUCCGACCUCGUCCUGAACGGACGCGCCGACGGCAUCCUCCUGGCCAGCCUCGUCCACGCUCUCCGCCCCUCCACCCGCCGCGUCAUCCUCCGCAACGCCAAUCUGGAGAGCCUGCACAAUCUGUCCAUAGUGGCCUCAUACUGCCGGGGGAUCCGUGCGUCCACCGUCUACGUCCACCGUCUGAAGUGCCGGCUCUGCGUCGACCCCUGUCCGCACCGGACGGAGCGUAACAGCGGUCGCACGGUGGGGGACUUUGCGGAGGCGCUUCGCCGACUGCCGUGCGGGGAAGUUUCGCUGCUGCAGUGUCGCGUCAACCUGCUGGACGUGGACGGUGACGAUGGCGACCCGGGCCCGUUGGAUUGCGAGAUGGACACCCGCAUUGACAUUCCCGUGGCGCAUCUGCAGCCUCCGAGCGCGGUGUCGUUGGGGCAGGUGUGGGAGCUUCUGCGGGCGCAUCUGGCGUGGACGCCCGCUGCGGAUGAUAAGCAGCGCGCCGCGGACUGGCUGGUGGAAUUGAGAGCCAACCAGGUGUCGCCGGGCCAAGAUGAGCUGCUGCUGGUGGUGUGCCAAACUGUGUGUGCGCUGCAGCAUGCGCUGCUCAGCGCCGGUCCCCCGACGGGUGCUGGCCCCGCGCAAUGCAGUCGGGCCCUGCUGGAUGCGGACGUGGAGCGGGCUGCGCCGCUGGUGCUGGCCUGCCUCGUGCAGGGCGCCGAGCAAUGGGAAAUGCGCCCAUGCGACUGGGAGGAGGACUGGGAGGAGGGGGCGGACUUGACCCUCCUGCAGACGCGCGUCUGUCGCUCCGGAACGGCUUAAUUUCUACCUGUUUCCCUGGUUUGCGCCGUGUCUGUGACGGUUUUUGGUUUUUUUUUCAGCCGGCGCUGGUCUGUAGCGGGUUUUCUGUGGUUUGGUUUACAGAGUUUUUUAUUGGCAUUUUUUUGCCAUGUUAUCACGCAUAUGCGUUUUCCUGCCGGUGUUGUGAUGAUCAGGUGAUGUGCAGACAAUUAGCGUCGGUUUACACACUACGGAGUUUAGAGAUGAACAAAGCAGAAAAGAUUAU
Messenger RNA from Paramacrobiotus metropolitanus, 1216 nucleotides. RefSeq lists its product as uncharacterized. Bases 1 to 972 code for a protein of 323 amino acids. The transcript has 3 exons. The record is from RefSeq and is a predicted model, not a curated record. NCBI's taxonomy places the organism in Eukaryota, Metazoa, Tardigrada, Eutardigrada, Parachela, Macrobiotidae.